Candidozyma auris is the source of this 1185-nucleotide messenger RNA. RefSeq lists its product as uncharacterized. The record is from RefSeq and is a predicted model, not a curated record. The transcript has a single exon. Bases 1 to 1185 code for a protein of 394 amino acids. Lineage: Eukaryota; Fungi; Ascomycota; Pichiomycetes; Serinales; Metschnikowiaceae.
AUGGAGGUCAAGACAAACGUUGAUGAGAGUACUGGUCUUUUGAGUGACCUAGACGAAGAAGACUUCGUGAAGGUGCAGAAUGCGAGUUUUGAACCUUCAAGGGACGAAGGCGAAGAAGACUUACAGCAGGAUAUCAAUAAAGACCUAAACUUGGAUCAGAAGGAUUUUGCGAGACUUGAUGACCCCGAGACUGGCUUGCCCGUCAAUACUGCCAAUCCGGAACUUUCCCAUUUUGCUGGAAAUGAUGCCCCUAAUGCGGAGAGGUCUUUUAUAGGCGACGAACCACAAGACCCCAACAAAAUAGAGUACGAAGACACAAACGAAGAGAGUGAGAAGGACGAGCAAGCCGCUUUUGAUAUGGAAAGCGUUGGUGAAUAUUACGAAGAGAAUGACGACCAGGGUGACACGGCUAACGAACUUGACGAUGAAAAACUAGAAGAGAAUGCGAAUCCUUCCGAUGAUGAAUUCCUUGAUGGCCAUUCUGUUAAGGACGAUGUUUCUGAAAAUGACGUAGAAUUGCUCGGGUCUAGACACGCCUCCGUCAUUGAAAUUGAUAGUGAGGACGAAAUUGAAAAUCUUGAAGAAAUCGAGGGAGACGAAAAGGCAUCCGGUAAAGCUUAUGAGCGCCGUGAAAAAUUGACUGUGGAAGCCAAGGUACCAUUAGAAAGUGUAACUGUGGAUACUGGUAUCACAAAGUAUGCUUUAAUCACAGAGCCAGACAACGGGGCCCAGAAUUCAGAGCUUCUGGCGCUUUUCUCCGAAGAUGAUUUAUUUUUUGAUCAUGGUGAAACGAAGCCUGUGACGUUAAAAGAUCUUAUUAAUCUAAUUGUGAAAUCUCAUGCUGUUCGUGAUUUACCGCUAAACAGGGUCGAUGACCGUUUACGAAUUACGUUCAAUAACAUAUUCACAGUCACUCAACACGAUUCACGUACGGAUAACAUCCUAUUCACUGAGGUUUUGAGCAUGGUGCGGCUCUAUACUGAACUCACUGAGGGUCAGCCUGGCCCAAUGACUAUCUCGCUUGAUAUUGAUGAGAAUCCGUUGGCGAAAUAUGAUAGACUUUGGGAAGAAAUUGAGUCUUCUAGGGGACCGGCAGCUUUGCGUGGUCGUACGCGAAAAGAUAUGGAGAGUGAUGAUUAUGAUGAAGCUACCAAAAAGCGGAAAAUUUCGGCUUCACUAGAUUGA